AUGGACCGAUUCUUCCCUUCUGCGAAUCCUGUAUAUGAUGACGACUCGCAGGUAUCCACCACUGGCAGCUCAUUGCAAAGUUGGAUUAGCUGGUUCUGUUCGCUCUCAGGACACGAGUAUUAUGCAGAGGUGCCCGAGGACUUUAUUCAAGACGACUUCAACUUGACAGGAUUGUCUGCCAUUGUACCCUACUAUGACGAAGCCCUGGAAAUGAUCCUCGAUUUGGAACCAGAAGAGCCCUCAGAUGACGAUCAGCUUGCAGACCAAGAGGACGAGGAGGAAGAAGAGGAACCGUCAGAAGAGGAUGAUGGCUUUUGGAAGGAACGACCUAUUGCCACCAAACGGCGUAGUGGUGAACGUGCACAUCCAAGUGUUGUCGAGCCUUAUGCUGCCAUGUUGUAUGGCUUGAUUCAUCAACGCUACUUGUUGACACGCAACGGGCUUCGUUUGAUGGCUGAACGUUAUCUCGCCGAGCAAUUUGGUUUCUGUCCUCGUGUUUAUUGUGGCAAAUGCCCUGUUAUUCCUUGCGGUCGUUACGAUGAAGCAGGUCGUGAAGGUGUACGUCUCUAUUGUCCUCGUUGUAUGGACUUAUACAAUCCUCCAAGCUUGAUUUCUCAAAAUGUGGAUGGUGCCCAUUUUGGAACGACGUAUGCACAUUUAUUAUUUCAAUCCUUUAAUGAUUUGGUACCAGCACCACGACGCCACAUUUACCAACCUCGUAUCUUUGGUUUCCGUGUCAAUGAAAAGUCGGUCGUUGGUCCAAGGAUGCAAUGGCUUCGUAUGCGACCUCGUGAAUGUACUACAGGCGAUGAUGAUGAUGAUGACGAGUUUGAGGAUGAUGUUGCGGAUCAGGAAGAAGAAGAGGAAGAGGAUAUUAUCAAUGUUAUUGCAACACAAGACAUGAAUGCGCCGGCCCCAUCGCAGGCGGUGGAGCAACGUGAAGAUGAUCGACUCGCACGAUUGACUCAUCAAGUCGAAGGUUGGCGUAUGCGUGAUUCCAGCCUCAACUUUUUCAGGCGGUGGAUGUGA
This is a messenger RNA of Lichtheimia ornata, 1029 nucleotides long. RefSeq lists its product as uncharacterized. The transcript has 4 exons. Bases 1 to 1029 code for a protein of 342 amino acids. The record is from RefSeq and is a predicted model, not a curated record. Gene Ontology annotation, cellular component: protein kinase CK2 complex; cytoplasm. Lineage: Eukaryota; Fungi; Mucoromycota; Mucoromycetes; Mucorales; Lichtheimiaceae. Gene Ontology annotation, molecular function: protein kinase regulator activity.